AUGCAGCUGACUACGGCGACUCGACACCGGUCAUCGUCAUCUGUCAGUCCCCAGAGGAGGCGCACAGCAUGUUUGUGGCGGCCAACAGCCACAAUCAAACGACCAUCUUCGAGUUCAUUAGCCCACGCGCUGGAUCUAUGCAUCAACCGCCAGCAGGACCAGCAGGCUUGUCUGUGCACCGGAGAUGGACCAACACGCUGGGUCGAAAUGCCACAAUCAUCCCAGCUCCCGCUGGAUGCUGCGGCAAUCGAUGUCCCAGAGGAAAUGUCAAGGUUUGCAAGCACCCAACCACAGACACCAUGGGGGACCCGAACUGUUCACCCGUCAGCUCGUCUUCGCUUCCAAGACGGGGAUGGCUUUGAUUACAUGACCGCUACAAAUGUCCUAGAGGCAGCCCAGACGUACAAGGCGCAUCCCUGCCGGUUUCGAGUUGUAAUAAUUGAUAUAUCCAUGCCCGAGAUAGACGGCUUCGACGUCUCCCAGCAUAUCCACCGCAUUGAAAAGGAUAGUUGGUCACAGAUGAGCGAGUCUGCGCGAGAGGACUCCCGGAGGACGAUCUUCGCAGCCCUGACUGGCCUGGACAGCGUUGAAGCGCAAAAAGAAGCCUUUGGAUCCGGCAUCGAUACUUUUUGA
Molecule: messenger RNA, 633 nt
Organism: Aspergillus tanneri
Lineage: Eukaryota; Fungi; Ascomycota; Eurotiomycetes; Eurotiales; Aspergillaceae
Exons: 3
Coding region: 1-633 (210 amino acids)
Biological process (GO): phosphorelay signal transduction system
Source: RefSeq, a predicted model, not a curated record